Messenger RNA from Hemicordylus capensis (graceful crag lizard), 1463 nucleotides. RefSeq names its product beaded filament structural protein 2 (gene BFSP2). Gene Ontology annotation, cellular component: intermediate filament. Gene Ontology annotation, molecular function: structural molecule activity. The record is from RefSeq and is a predicted model, not a curated record. Gene Ontology annotation, biological process: intermediate filament organization. NCBI's taxonomy places the organism in Eukaryota, Metazoa, Chordata, Lepidosauria, Squamata, Cordylidae. The transcript is spliced from 7 exons. Bases 16 to 1230 code for a protein of 404 amino acids.
GUUCCGAGGUUCAGCAUGCCGUUACCAAGGCGUAGGGCUUCCUUUUUGGGGCAACAGCCCUCAACUUCCACAGCGGAAAGCUCAGGGGCCACCAGCCGCAGGGUUAGUGUUGGUGGAGCAGGAAGCUUGUCGAGACCACCAGGUGUUUAUGUGGGCAUUGUACCGACGGGAGGUGUGAGCAGUCUGGGCACCCGGGUGUCCCGCAGAGCUCUGGGCAUAAGCAGUGUUUUCCUACAAGGCCUCCGUAGCUCUUGUACAACCAUACCAUUACCCCAAGGGCUGGAAAGGGGACGGGGCCUGUCCUAUGAGAGCCUGAAUGGGUGUCUGGUGGACUACAUUGAAAAGGUGAGAGCUUUAGAGCAGGUAAACCAGGAACUUGAAGACCGCAUCCGAGUUUACCUGAACAAGAAGUCUUCCAGUGCCAAUAACUGGGGAGCUCUGAGAGACAGCUGGGAGACCAUCUACCACCAAGUCGGGGAUGCAGUCCUGGAAAAUGCCCGGCUUAUGCUGCAAACAGAGAAUAUUCAAGCCUGUGCUGAAGAUGUUAAAGACAGGUAUGAAAAUGAACAACCAUUCCGGAAGGCAGUGGAAGACGAAAUUAACUCCCUCUAUAAAGUGAUUGAUGAUGCAAAUUUGACUAAAAUGGACCUGGAAAGUCAGAUUGAAAGCAUGAAAGAAGAACUAAGUUUAUUGUCAAAGAAUCAUGAAGAGGAUGUCAAGAUGCUAUAUAAGCAGCUUGCUGUAUCACCACUGGAAGAAUUAGAUUCCCCCAUCGGAAUUGGCCUGGAUGACAUAUUAGAGAAAAUCCGGAUUCACUGGGAGAAAGAUAUUGAACGGAACCGUGUUGAGACUGGUGCAUUGCUCCACACCAAGCAAGCCACAGAAAGUGCACCUGCUGUACGAACCCAAGAGGAGGAAUUGAUUGAAUCUCUGAGGGCAGAGUUUCAUGAGACAGCUUGCAAAAUACAAAGCCUGCAGGCAGAGACUGAAUCAUUGAGAACACUGAAGAGAGGCCUGGAGAACUCUCUCUAUGAUGCCAAGCACUGGCAUGACAUAGAGCUUCAGAAUUUAGGCUCCGUCGUGACCAAACUGGAAGCAGAAGUAGGAGAAAUCCGAGCAGAGACUGAGCAACAGCAGAGAGAUCGCGAAACCCUGCUGUCCAUUAAAACACAGCUGGAGAAAGACAUUGCUGCAUACCACUGCCUUCUAGACAAGGAAGAGAGCAGCUGAUUUUCAAAUUGCCUUCAGAGGACAAUUAUUGUCACUCAAAGCAGAAGAGGUGCUCACUGGUAAAAGUGACCAUGGAAACGACGACAGCCAAUCCAGUCCGCUUCAGUUUGAGUUGUCAACCUAAGUAGGCCAUAGCUUGACCUACUACACUAGGCAUCCCCACGUAUGCUUGCUUUGCUUACAGGUUUCAAUACAUCCAACAUAAUUAGAGAAUAAAAUAUCAGUUUCAAUUA